This is a messenger RNA of Salvia splendens (bonfire salvia), 1094 nucleotides long. Its product is annotated as 5-formyltetrahydrofolate cyclo-ligase, mitochondrial. Gene Ontology annotation, biological process: tetrahydrofolate interconversion; folic acid-containing compound biosynthetic process. The record is from RefSeq and is a predicted model, not a curated record. Lineage: Eukaryota; Viridiplantae; Streptophyta; Magnoliopsida; Lamiales; Lamiaceae. Bases 16 to 843 code for a protein of 275 amino acids. Gene Ontology annotation, molecular function: 5-formyltetrahydrofolate cyclo-ligase activity. The transcript is spliced from 7 exons. Gene Ontology annotation, cellular component: mitochondrion.
UAUUGACAAGAUAAAAUGACCAUAAUAGGUCGCCGCCUACAAAGAUUUGCAGAGCGGAUGAUACCGCAACUGGUUUCACCAACCGCCGCAUCGCCUUUUCUACCCAUUCUCAAUCUACGCUCCUCCACCACCAUGAGCGCCGCCGCACCUCUAGAAGCCCUUUUCAAGGAGAAAAAGGCGCUUCGCUCCAGAGUCAGGAAACAGCUCAAGUCAAUGGACCCCGCCCUCAGAUCUCAAGAAGAUGAGGCAAUCCAGCGUGUGGUUUUGGAGGCUCCUUGGUUCAAGUCUUGUACACGACUCUGUGCUUAUAUCAGCUGUGCUGCUUUGAGAGAAGUUGAUACUUCUAAAGUGUUGUCUGAAAUCUUGAAAAAUACACCCCAAGAUGAUGAUUCGCAGGCAAGGAAGAAGCUCUAUGUUCCGAGGGUGGAAGACAAGAACAGUUUCAUGAGGAUGUUGAACAUCACUAGGAUGGAUGAUUUGGUUGCAAACUCAAUGGAUAUUUUGGAACCUGAACCUUGUGAUGCUGAGGGGAAGGAACGUGAAGACGUCAUGCUUGCAGAUGAACCUGUAGACUUGUUUCUUUUACCUGGGCUUGCUUUUGACAAAUCUGGUAGGCGCAUUGGCCGCGGGGGAGGUUAUUACGACACAUUCCUCACAAAAUACCAAGAGCUUGCAAAGGAUCGUAAGUGGAAGAAACCACUAUUUGUUGCUCUUUCUUAUUCACUGCAAAUAUUGGAAGAUGGUGUUAUACCCAUCACCCCCAACGAUGUCCCCAUUGAUGCUCUUGCCUCAUCCUCUGGGGUGAUCCAUAUUAGUCAAGCAGCCAACGAGAUGCGCCUGUGAUAGAGGUACGACUCAUCACCACGUUUGUCCGCUGAGUUUCUCAAGCAGCAUAUGUUACAAGGAAAUUUGGAAUUGUUGCUGGACAAAAUGCUCUUAAACACAAUGAAUGUAUCACAUCUCUAUUUCAUUUUUCCUGAUUUUUGCUGGAUUUCAUGUAUUCCUACAAUUUACCUAUGCAUCUAUGUUUCAGUUCUUACAACAGAUUGGUCUAUUAUAUAAAUCAUAAAGGAAGAUUAUUUCUUGGUUUUUCA